CUUCCGAGACCCAAACCCUUCACAGUUCAGAAAAUCUCAAAGAAAUCCCUACUUCUUUCUCUUCAAAAACCUCUUUCAAGAUGCAGAUAUUUGUUAAGACUCUCACCGGCAAGACCAUCACCCUCGAGGUGGAAAGCUCUGACACUAUUGACAAUGUCAAAGCCAAGAUUCAAGACAAGGAGGGCAUCCCACCAGACCAGCAGAGGUUGAUCUUCGCUGGUAAGCAACUCGAGGAUGGUCGCACUUUGGCCGACUAUAACAUCCAAAAGGAAUCCACCCUUCACUUGGUGCUCCGCCUCCGAGGUGGUAUGCAAAUCUUUGUCAAAACCCUUACUGGAAAAACCAUAACCUUGGAAGUCGAGAGCUCGGACACCAUCGAUAAUGUCAAGGCCAAGAUCCAGGAUAAGGAGGGUAUCCCACCAGACCAGCAGAGGUUGAUCUUUGCCGGUAAGCAGCUUGAAGACGGCCGGACGCUUGCGGAUUACAACAUCCAAAAGGAAUCCACCCUUCACUUGGUGCUCCGCCUCCGAGGUGGUAUGCAAAUCUUUGUCAAAACCCUUACUGGAAAAACCAUAACCUUGGAAGUCGAGAGCUCGGACACCAUCGAUAAUGUCAAGGCCAAGAUCCAGGAUAAGGAGGGUAUCCCACCAGACCAGCAGAGGUUGAUCUUUGCUGGUAAGCAGCUUGAAGACGGUCGGACUCUUGCGGAUUACAACAUCCAAAAGGAAUCCACCCUCCACUUGGUGCUCCGUCUCCGAGGUGGAAUGCAAAUUUUUGUGAAGACCUUGACUGGCAAAACUAUCACUUUGGAAGUUGAGAGCUCUGAUACUAUCGAUAAUGUCAAGGCAAAGAUCCAAGAUAAGGAGGGUAUCCCACCAGACCAGCAGAGGUUGAUCUUUGCUGGUAAGCAGCUCGAAGAUGGUCGGACCCUUGCGGAUUACAACAUCCAAAAGGAAUCCACCCUCCACUUGGUCCUCCGUCUCCGAGGUGGAAUGCAAAUUUUUGUGAAGACCUUGACCGGCAAAACUAUCACUUUGGAAGUUGAGAGCUCUGAUACCAUUGAUAAUGUCAAGGCAAAGAUCCAAGAUAAGGAGGGUAUCCCCCCGGACCAGCAGAGGUUGAUUUUUGCUGGGAAGCAAUUAGAAGAUGGAAGGACUCUCGCUGAUUAUAAUAUUCAGAAGGAGUCCACCUUGCACUUGGUGCUUCGACUCCGCGGUGGAAUGCAGAUUUUUGUUAAGACCUUGACCGGAAAAACCAUUACUUUGGAGGUUGAGAGUUCUGAUACCAUUGACAAUGUUAAGGCUAAGAUUCAAGACAAAGAGGGUAUCCCCCCAGACCAGCAGAGGUUGAUUUUUGCUGGUAAGCAGUUGGAAGAUGGAAGGACCUUAGCCGAUUACAACAUCCAAAAGGAGUCGACCCUGCACUUGGUGCUUCGGUUGCGUGGUGGAAUGCAGAUUUUUGUGAAGACUUUGACAGGAAAAACCAUAACCUUGGAGGUUGAAAGUUCGGAUACUAUUGACAAUGUCAAGGCGAAGAUACAAGACAAAGAGGGCAUCCCACCGGACCAGCAAAGGCUCAUCUUUGCAGGAAAGCAGCUUGAAGAUGGGAGGACUCUUGCUGAUUACAAUAUCCAGAAGGAGUCUACCCUUCAUCUGGUGCUGCGCUUGCGGGGUGGGAUGCAGAUUUUCGUGAAGACCUUGACAGGGAAGACCAUUACAUUGGAGGUUGAGAGUUCUGACACAAUUGAUAACGUGAAAGCAAAGAUUCAGGACAAGGAGGGAAUUCCUCCGGAUCAGCAAAGGCUUAUCUUUGCAGGCAAGCAGCUUGAAGAUGGAAGAACUCUGGCGGAUUACAAUAUCCAGAAGGAGUCUACCCUGCACCUUGUUCUUCGCCUCCGUGGUGGUUUCUGAGCUGGGUUGUGGCUCCCUAUGAUCAAGUCCAUAGUCCUGGGUGGUCCUUUGCUUGUGCUCUUUUCUGUUUUGUGCAUCUGGUUGUGUUUCCCUGCCAUUUCUUAAUGGCUUGUAAUAAUAUUGUUCUGAACUUGUUUUA
Corylus avellana is the source of this 2049-nucleotide messenger RNA. Its product is annotated as polyubiquitin. NCBI's taxonomy places the organism in Eukaryota, Viridiplantae, Streptophyta, Magnoliopsida, Fagales, Betulaceae. Gene Ontology annotation, molecular function: protein binding. The record is from RefSeq and is a predicted model, not a curated record.